AGGCGGGCGAAUCUUAACUAUGUUAUAGUUCUAUAUGUUGGCGUCAUCGUAGCUGUUUGCACUUUACGACAGCCAUACAUGAGUUUGGGGUGUGAACGGCGCAGAACCUUGGAAAUUUAGAUCACGCUUUACGGCACGGCUAGGGGCACGUCAACAGCUAUGGCGGAAGGGGAGGCAGCGUCUUCGCCGAGUAGCUGGGAAAAUGAUCUUGCAGAAGCUCUGGAAGAGGGAGGCUGUGAUCUUGAAACGGUUAGGAACAUAGUCCAAGGAAGACCUCUGCCUGAACACCUAAGAGCCAAAGUUUGGAAGAUUGCAUUAAACGUUGUAGGGAAAGGAGACAGUUUAGCAUCUUGGGAUGGUUGUUUAGAUCUGCCAGAACAAUCACUGAUUCACAAAGAUUGUCAAGAACUAGUUGAUCAGCUGUCAAUAACAGAAGAGGAUAAGUCAGUGUUACGUUUGGAUAUUGAAUCUGUGAUUACGUUUUAUUGUAAAUCUCGUAAUGUUAAAUACAGUUCUAGCCUUAGCUGGUCCUAUCUCCUUAAACCUUUGGUUCAUCUUCGACUUUCACGAAGUGACUUGUACAACUGCUUCUAUGCUAUCAUGAACAAAUACAUUCCAAGGGACUGUUUUCUGAAGGGGAGACCAUUUCAUCUCUUUAGGCUGCUCCUCCAAUAUCAUGAACCAGAACUAUGCUCAUUUCUGGACACAAAAAAGAUGACGCCGGAUUCAUAUGCACUCAACUGGCUUGGGUCCCUAUUUUCAAGUUACUGCACAGAUGAAGUUACCCAAACAAUAUGGGAUGGAUAUUUUCAGCUAGCAGAUCCAUUCUUCAUUUAUUUCCUAAUGCUUAUCAUUCUUGUUAAUGCUAAGGAAUUGAUCUUGGCACCAGAAUCCGAUAGUAAAGAAGAUGUUAUGAACUUUCUUGAAAAAUCUCCUGGCAGUUUGGAAGUAGAAGAUAUAGAAGACCUUUUCUCCCUAGCACAAUAUUAUUGUAGCAAGACUCCAGUUUCUUUCAGAAAGGAAAAUCAUAGUCUAUUUGGCAGCAGCUUAUUGGGUAUCAAAGAUGAUGACUCAGACUUGAGCCAAGCUUUGUGUCUUGCAGUUUCAGUAUCAGAGAUACUUCAAGCAAAUCAACAACAAGGGGAAGGAGUAAGAUUCUUUGUGGUGGAUUGUCGCCCUGCAGAACAAUACAAUGCUGGCCAUUUAUCGACUGCAUUUCAUUUAGAUUCAGACUUAAUGCUUCAGAACCCAUCAGAAUUUGCCCAGUCUGUGAAAUCUUUGUUAGAAGCACAGAAACAGUCAAUUGAAUCUGGUUCUGUAGCUGGUGGAGAACAUCUUUGUUUCAUGGGUAGCGGUCGAGAAGAAGAAGAUAUGUACAUGAACAUGGUACUUGCACAUUUCUUACAGAAAAAUAAAGAAUACGUAAGCAUUGCUAAAGGUGGAUUUAUGGCACUGCAACAGCACUUAGCAGACAUUAACAUUGAAGGACCAGAAAAUGGAUAUGGCCAUUGGAUUGCUAGCACCUCAGGCUCAAAAAAUAGUAUUAACUCCUUAGUUGAUGGUGAUUCUCCAAAUGGAUCAAAUGAUGGAAAGGGUGUCAAGUCUCUGGUAAACAAGAUGACUGAAGCUUUAAAGACAAAAUCUGUAAAUGUGAAAGAAAAAGUUAUCAGUUUUAUUGAAAAUACUUCAACUCCUGUAGAUAGAAUUUCUUUCAAUCUUCCCUGGCCUGACAGAGCAAGUAUGCUGCGGCAUGUCAGCAGCAGUGACCGAGUAGGAAAACCUUAUCGGGGUGUGAAGCCGGUUUUCAGUAUUGGAGAUGAAGAAGAAUAUGAUACUGAUGAAAUCGAUAGCUCUUCAAUGUCUGAUGAUGAUAGAAAAGAAAUCGUAAACAUUCAGACUUGGAUAAAUAAGCCAGAUAUAAAAUAUCAUUUCCCUUGUAGUGAAGUGAAAGAAAGCGGACACAUGUUUCCUAGUCACCUUUUGGUAACUACAACACACAUGUACUGUUUGCGAGAGAUUGUCUCUCGAAAGGGAUUUGCUUACAUACAAUCUCGUCAGGCACUAAAUGCUGUGGUCAAAAUUACUUCCAAAAAAAAGCAUCCAGAAUUAAUAACCUUUAAGUAUGGAAAUAGCACUGCUUCAGGCAUAGAGAUUUUGGCAAUUGAGAGGUACUUGAUUCCAAAUGCAGGUGAUGCCACCAAAGCUAUAAAACUACAGAUUAUGAAAGUACUGGAUGCCCUGGAAAGCUAAUAAGAACAGAUGUUUUCACUGUGUCUUCAGAAGAAAGUGGUGGCCAAAAUAUUUUAUGUGGCCUAAAAUGACUUGUUGCAGCUGAAUACUAACCUAAGAGGACAUUUCAGUUUAUUGAUGGGAGUGCCUGGAUAACCACUUUAUGGUAGAAGUAAACUAUACUUUUGAAGAGAUUUUUUUAAAGUAUUUUCUUUAACACAUUUGCAAAUAUUGUUUGUUAUAAACUUGAGUUAUUUUUAAAGUAGCUUUGGAGAAGCUGACUUAUUCGUAAGGAGAAAACUCAGUACAUAGAUCUGUUUGAAAAGAUGUACUGUAGCCAGGCAAUACUUUCCAAUAUUGGAAAAUAUUUGAACUACAUAAUUCACAAUUGAAAAACAAGACAUAUUUUUACAAGCCUUGAAUAUUUGGCUUGAACUGCUACGCAUAGUAUCAGGGUUUGGCACAGUACUUGAGGCAAGGAUCUAGAACUUCUUUAAAAUAACAUUACAUGCUAUCAAACUUGGGGCAGGUUUAUAGGGACAUACAAUGUGUAUGUAAUUUUUAAAGUCUUCUAUGAGGUUUAAGAGAAUAGUUAAAUUCCGGAAGCUUGAAAUGGUAAGCAGCAUACAGCAGUUGAAUGUUAACAGCUUUAUGCUCUAGAAUGAAAGCUAAGGUUUUCCAAAGUCAACAUUAGAUUGGGAAAUGAAAUCAUAAUUCAUUUUUCAUAAGAGAAUAUAAGAAUUGGCUACACUAAUGGACAUGCAAAUAUAAUCUUUCAGAAACCUGUUCAAAAUCUGUCCAGCACUUACUAAAAUUGCAAUGCGCAUGAGUGAAGCAAAGUGUGGAAACUUUAUGUAUGAUGUCUUUAGUUUUUCUUUGAAAUGUAUCAGCUGAAUGCUAUUAAUAAUGUCUUCAGUGCUUGAGAUUAAAAAAAUAAAAUCUGGUGCAAAAAUCCAUAGUUUUUAAAGAUAACCAAAAUGGUUGUGAGAGGUAUUUGAAUGCACUUACAAGUCUCAAGGAAAUCCUGUAAAUGCUGACAUGAAAGCUGCAAAACGUGAGAGUAACAAUUCUUAGGAUUUCAGUAGGUUGGACAAAAAAAUAAUAGAAUAUCUGCAGAUCCAAUCAACAUGCCAAUGGAAACUAAAAUCAACUGAUCUUCACUACCAACUCUUUUGAACUCUUAAUAAGAAUCAUGUAGGCACCUUAAUCCUGAAACCAAUACUCAUUUUUUAAAAAAUAAAACAAGUAUAUAAAUAUGAAUUGCAUGAACUGCACUUUUGCCAAUACUCCUGUAUUUAUAGUUCUGUCCCAGAACUGUUGCAUUAUUUUUUUCCCCUUUCUCUACUCUCCUUUUAAAAAGCAAAUUAAAAUCUCCUAGAGGUUUUCCUGCCUAAUUUAGCAAUGACACUUUUUUCAUAAUAUUAAUGUAAAGAUGUUCGUGCAAUUGUUUAUAAAAGUGCUAUUGUAAAUAAAUCAUUACUACUUAAAAGCCAA
This is a messenger RNA of Pantherophis guttatus, 3723 nucleotides long. It is a transcript of the gene TBC1D23, whose product is annotated as TBC1 domain family member 23. NCBI's taxonomy places the organism in Eukaryota, Metazoa, Chordata, Lepidosauria, Squamata, Colubridae. Gene Ontology annotation, biological process: retrograde transport, endosome to Golgi; embryonic brain development. The record is from RefSeq and is a predicted model, not a curated record. Gene Ontology annotation, cellular component: trans-Golgi network.